Molecule: messenger RNA, 2487 nt
Organism: Rhincodon typus (whale shark)
Lineage: Eukaryota; Metazoa; Chordata; Chondrichthyes; Orectolobiformes; Rhincodontidae
Gene: pdcl
Product: phosducin-like
Exons: 4
Coding region: 163-1056 (297 amino acids)
Biological process (GO): regulation of G protein-coupled receptor signaling pathway
Source: RefSeq, a predicted model, not a curated record
CGAAAAGGUGGGGGGAGGGGCUAGUCUACGACUUCCGGUGAUUGGUCGGUGCGGGAUGUCAGUCAGUAGAUGUCACAAUCAAUGGGCGGGCUGACGGGCGGGUGUCGCGGAGCGGGCGCUUGGACCGUUAGUUUUUGACUUUGGUUCAGAUCGCUGGUUGCAAUGACUACUUUGGACGAUAAAAUCCUUGGAGAAAAGCUCCAGUACUAUUAUAGCAGCAGUGAGGAUGAAGACAGCGAUGGUGAUGAAAAUGACCAAAAGACCAUCAAAAAUCCAGGGAUUUCUAUGGGUGCAGAAGUCCGAGAACGUAGUGCUGUCAACACAGGACCUAAAGGAGUAAUAAAUGACUGGCGCCGAUUCAAGCAGCUUGAAACAGAACAGCGUGUAGAGCAGCGUCGGGAGAUGCGAAGACUCAUCAAGAAACUCUCAAUGAGUUGUAGGUCUCAUUUGGAUGAAGAGAAAGACCAGCAGAAGCAGCAAAUGCUCCAAGAGAAGAUUAAUGGAAAGAUGACAAUGAAGGAAUGUAACAUGCUACAUGAAAAGGAUGAUGAAUUGUUUUUGGAGCAGUACAGGAAGCAACGGAUGGAGGAGAUGAGGGAACAUCUUUACAGUGGCAAACGUUUUGAAGAGAUCUAUGAACUGGAGAGCUCACAGGCUUUCCUGGACACAAUCGACAAAGAGGAAAAGAAUACACUCAUAAUGGUGCAUAUCUAUGAAGAUGACCAUCCCGGAUGUGAAGCUAUGAAUGGGUGUCUACUGUGUCUGGCCGCAGAAUAUCCAGUUGUGAAAUUCUGCAAAGUCCGCAGUUCUGUAAUUGGAGCCAGUGCAAGAUUCACUGAUAAUGCUUUACCUGCUCUGCUAGUCUAUAAAUGUGGAGAUUUAAUUGGCAACUUUGUGCGAAUCACUGACCAACUUGGGUAUGACUUUUUUGCAGUGGAUUUGGAGGCAUUUUUGCGCGAGUAUGGUGUACUGCCAGAAAAAGAUGUGGUUUCACCCACAUCCAUUCAGAGUACUUUGGUGUCUCGUAGUGAUGAUAGUGAUCUGGACGUCGACUAACAUGGUAUCUUCCUUAUGAUUUAAUAGUUCAGGACGGUCAUUAUUGAGGCUUAGUUUAUUUCUAGAGCAAAUUCAAAACAAGUUACUGUUUUAGAAAGUGAACAGCUACCAGUACCUAAUUUAUUAUGGGGUCUAGCAAGUCAUGGCAUGGCCUAUUUUUAAACUUUAGACCAGUUAAUUCUUAGCAAAUGUAUGUUAAUCAGGCCAGCAAUUUUUUUUAGGUCAUCUUUAGUCUUUGACACAUGGUCCUGUAGUGGUACGCUUCAUUAUUUAACUUUUCUUUCUGAAAACAGCAGCCCCUGCUCCCACUGACAUUAUAGAUGUUAUUGAUAACAGAACAACUUGAAUCAUUCCAAUAUGUAUAUUGUAGAAAAUUUGUUUUGGAGUGGUUCCAAAAUGUAGUUGAAAAUGUUCCUCACAACAAAACUCUUAAGUCAAGCUAUGCAUUUGUCAAAGCUAUGCUAAACAUACAGUUAGAUUCAUGCUAAUGAUUGCAAAUAAUGAAGAUCUGACUGCAUGCUUAGUUUUUGGAAACCUAAGUGUAUCUACUGAGGAAGAGAUACCAUAGCACUGUAUAUAAUUUCCUUCAUAUUCUAAGUGUUUCUCCAAAUUGGAUUUCUCUUUUUCUGGUAAUCUUUCUAACAUGAAAAUCUUCUUUCCUUCUAUUUCUUCAGACUUUCAGUUCUUUGUAAUUGUACGAGAGUGUUGCAUCUGAAGCCACUUUUUCUAACAUGUUCUUGAAUAGCUAUUGGUAGAUCCAGAUUCCUGUCCAUCACCUGUAAUUCUAACUCUAAAGGCCAGCUCUGAGCAACUGAAGGGAUAGCAUGAUUUCCUUUUUUAUUUUGAUUUUUAUUUCUACGUUCUUGUUCCUUUUCCAUUUGUGUUUCCUAAGGCUUUCUUGUAAUGCUAUAAUUUGUAAUUUAUUUACUUUGUGGACUGCGUAUAAAAGCAAGUAGUUUAUAUCCUUCCUAAAAUUGAAAAACUGCAAGCGUUGUAUUAAAUAUAAUUAAUACAAAUUGUAUUUAAUGCAAAGAUUGCAUCUUAAUUUAUUUCUAUUAGUUAUGCUCUGAAGCAUGAUUGUUCAUGUUAACUGUCAUUAUUUGCAUGAAGUUUAAGUAAGCACCAAAGUUACAAUAAAUGUGGCGCUGGAGUGUUAAGGUGCUUCAUCCUUAUAGUAACUACCAGAUUUUAUAGGCAGUGUUGAAGGAUUCUUGUUUGUGUGCUUAGCAUUUGCCUUGUGAAAAUGUAACUGUACAUUGACAGUUUAAACUGUCAAAAUGAUGGGUAGUUAUUGUAUAAUGUCCAACAUUGCUGUAACUUUUGUAAUAUUGCUGCUUGUGAGUAUACUGUGUAUUUUUAAUAGCUCCAUCUACAAAGGAAAAUGUUUUUUUCAUUGUCUGCUAAUCUAAUAAAAAAAGUAGUACAAUCAAA